Peromyscus leucopus (white-footed mouse) is the source of this 3097-nucleotide messenger RNA. RefSeq names its product G protein-coupled receptor 68 (gene Gpr68). Gene Ontology annotation, biological process: cellular response to pH; G protein-coupled receptor signaling pathway. The coding region runs from base 631 to 1758 and encodes 375 amino acids. Gene Ontology annotation, molecular function: G protein-coupled receptor activity. Gene Ontology annotation, cellular component: membrane. The record is from RefSeq and is a predicted model, not a curated record. NCBI's taxonomy places the organism in Eukaryota, Metazoa, Chordata, Mammalia, Rodentia, Cricetidae. The transcript has 2 exons.
UGGAGGGUUCCGGGCUGCCACCCUCAUCCUCCUGCUGGUGGGCGGGCGGUUCCUCGACAACCGCCCAGCCUGACACCAGAUUGGAGUUCACAUGAUUCUGCCUCAGCUCAGGAAUGGGUAGCCUCCAGCUGGGGAUUUUCUAGAUGAGCUGGGAGGGUUUUCUGCAGGAAUUGAGAGAGGGAGAGCUUGUCGGGUGCAGGGUUAGUCCAUGCACUGCCAAGCUCAGCUGUAGUUGAGGUUUGGGGGUAGAGCUGAGUCAGAGCCGACUUUUGCUGGGUUCUUCUGCAGAGGACUCCUGGGACUGCCGAGGCUGGACCUCACUGCUGGCUCUCCGUAUGUCCCUCAACUGGCUGUAGACACCUCCCUGCCAUUCUUUGUCUUUCUAGGAGGCUCUAGAAAAUUCAGGCGUGGGUAUGGGAUUAGAUUGUUCCCAAACUGACCCACUUGUGGGACAAAAAUCAAUCUACUAGCCCAAGACCUGUGUAUAAAAGAAAUGAAGUAGAAAAUACCAGCAUGUAUAACAAGCACCAAGGGGUUCGCCUACCACCAAUGAUGAACAGAUCUUGAUACACUUGAGUCACCUUCUAGACACAAGAUGCCAAUAGAGAGAUUGACUCCAUCUCCAAGCCCAUGAAGGCUGAGGCCCCUUCUGGCCCAAAGAUGGGGAACAUCACUACAGACAACUCCUCAUUAACCUGCCCCAUCGACCACACCAUCCACCAGACACUGGCCCCGGUGGUCUAUGUGACUGUGCUGGUGGUGGGCUUCCCAGCCAACUGCCUGUCCCUCUACUUCGGCUACCUGCAGAUCAAGGCCCGGAAUGAGCUGGGAGUGUACCUGUGCAACCUGACCAUUGCAGAUCUGUUCUACAUCUGUUCGCUCCCCUUCUGGCUGCAGUACGUCCUCCAGCAUGACAACUGGUCCCAUGGGGACCUCUCCUGCCAGGUGUGUGGCAUCCUCCUCUAUGAGAACAUCUACAUCAGCGUGGGCUUCCUCUGCUGCAUCUCCAUCGACCGCUACCUGGCUGUGGCCCACCCCUUCCGCUUCCACCAGUUCCGAACCCUGAAGGCGGCCGUGGGUGUCAGCGUGCUCAUCUGGGCCAAGGAGCUGCUGACCAGCAUCUACUUCCUCAAGCACAAGGAAGUCAUCGAGGACGAGGACCGGCACCGCGUCUGCUUUGAGCAUUACCCCAUCCAGUCCUGGCAGCGUGGCAUCAACUACUACCGCUUCCUGGUGGGCUUUCUCUUCCCCAUCUGUCUGCUGCUGGCCUCCUACCAGGGCAUCCUUCGGGCGGUGCGCCGGAGCCACGGCACACAGAAGAGCCGCAAGGACCAGAUUCAACGGCUGGUGCUCAGCACCGUGGUCAUCUUCCUGGCUUGCUUCCUGCCCUACCACGUGCUGCUGCUGGUACGCAGCCUCUGGGAGGCCAGCUGUGAGUUCGCCAGGAGCAUCUUCAACAUCUACCACUUCUCUCUCCUCCUCACCAGCUUCAACUGUGUAGCCGAUCCGGUGCUGUACUGCUUCGUCAGCGAGACCACUCACAGGGACCUCGCCCGCCUCCGAGGAGCCUGCCUCGCCUUCCUUACCUGCUCCAGGACAAGCAGGGCCAGGGAGGCCUACCCGCUGGGCGCCCCCGAGGCCUCUGGGAAAAGUGGGGCCCAGGGCGAAGAGCCUGAAUUGUUAACCAAGCUCCACUCAGCCUUCCAGACCCCUAACUCACUGGGAGGGGGAGGGCCGCCCACAGUUGGCUUGGCCUAACUCAAGUCGUCCGUCUGUGAGGCUUGGUUAGGCCUGAGCUAUAUCACCAACAGGCCUUGUGGUCUGGAGCUUGCCUGGUGGCUGCCUCCCACAUUGCCAUGUACAGGUGCCUCUUUCCUCAGGAAGGAAAUGCGGUCUUGGGCCACGGCGAGGGCCCCCUGGCCCAUGGAAGCCCUGUCUGCUCUCGUGUCCUCUGCUGUCACCUGGUCUACAGGUGGGACAGAGUCAGGAUUGUCGCUCCCAGGAGGUUUGCCAAGAUCAGCGGGGCUGGAGCGUGGAGGAGGAGAGGAGGAACCAGGGUGUUCAGCUGCCAAGCCUUCCUGCGCCCCUGUCGUCCCCCGUGACACCAAAUGUGCUGUGGUCUCUGUGACACAGGAAGCUGUCACUACCAAUGCUUGAGCUCACCUCUACAACAAGGCUAGACCGGAAGACUGGUUAAGGGGAAGCAUGGCGGUGGGGCCGGGGGUACCGGUGUGGGUAGGGCAGGAAUAGCGGCAGAGCGGCAGUCCGGGGAGAAGCCCCAGGGCAGACGCAUCUCACUUCUACAGGGCUAAUUGAACAAAUUCACCACCCCCAAGGGCUGAUGGCAAAUAAACAAACUUCAGGGCUCCCUGGGGAGAUGCCAGGGGCCCUUCAAAACAUCAUCCUAAAACUCAAGCAUGAGGACUUGGGCCUGAAGCUGUGUCCCUAGCCAAGUUCCUGACCGUGGGCUUUUUCUUAACUAGCUUUUUGUCUCCAUCUGCCCAGAGUGCUAGACCUGAGAGCCCCAGGGAAGAGAGAGAGGGAGAAUGUACAAAUGGCAGGGUGUCCAUGGCAACUGUGUGCCAUGACAGUUACCCGGGUCAUGUGACUGCUGCCAGUAACUCCUACCCUUCACCCCACACACUAUGGAGCAUCCAGCAGCCUUUGAGAGGAGUGUGGCGGUUUCCCAGAGUCCCUAGGUACAGCCAAACUAACAAAACAGACACAUCGUCAUGUCUCCUGACCACAGGUUUGGGCUCAAGCUCCACUCUGGUAUAAGUAGUUCUGGUAAGAGAGUUGCCAGAGAUGGCUGCACGUCAGAGAGACCCACACCUACCCCAGCCUAGGACCUUGUGGGGCAAUGGUGAGCGCUGAGUGUUCCGCACCUCUUCAUUCCACAGUACUUCCCCCUGUUUUGACCUGCGACUCUGGGUUCUUACUGGCUUGGACUGGAACAGGCUGAGCCUGGCUCCCCUUACUGUGGAGAGCUGUAUUUUUGUAUUGUCAUCUCUCUCAUGUCAAGUGUCCCUGUGUUGGACUGUGAGGUGGAAUUAUGUAGUGACUCCAGUCUGCAAAUAAAACAAAGUAACCAAUCACA